Ctenocephalides felis (cat flea) is the source of this 3921-nucleotide messenger RNA. RefSeq names its product homeotic protein spalt-major-like. Gene Ontology annotation, molecular function: RNA polymerase II cis-regulatory region sequence-specific DNA binding; DNA-binding transcription factor activity, RNA polymerase II-specific. Lineage: Eukaryota; Metazoa; Arthropoda; Insecta; Siphonaptera; Pulicidae. The record is from RefSeq and is a predicted model, not a curated record. Gene Ontology annotation, biological process: regulation of transcription by RNA polymerase II. Gene Ontology annotation, cellular component: nucleus.
GAGGACGAAGACGAAAGUGAAACACCAAUUCCCGAUCAAACUGAUGACGACCAAGGCAAGGAUACUUUAGAACUUGCGCGUCAUUGUCAAGACGUAUCAAAUAAUAAUAGUGUCGAACGUGACGAAGUAGAAUUAACAGAAGACUGUCAGAGCACACAGGAAGGAGAAGGCAUGAUCCUGGACGAACACAAGAUCUCACCAAACGCCGCUGCGGCGGCUGUCGCUUUUCCAGCGGCAAGUCAUGUCACACUGGAAGCACUGCAAAAUACUAAAGUCGCGGUGGCUCAAUUCGCAGCAACCGCGUUAGCGAACAGCGCGGAUAAUGAAGCCGCACUGCAAGAACUUGCCGUGCUACAAUCUACACUUUUUACGUUGCAGCAUCAGCAAGUAUUUCAAUUGCAAUUGAUCCAGCAACUACAAAAUCAAUUACAUGCAGACCCUCGAUCUCGAAAUGAAGAUGAACCGGCAUGCGAAGAUGGACCAGAACCAGAAGAAAGCUUACGAAGUAGAUCACCUUCACCGGCUCCAGUCGAAAGUCCGCCUGCUUCACCGGCUCCAUCAACAACACCACCACCGCAAGCGUCUUACUCAGCUCCAUCAAAUACCUCAGAGGAACCUAGGCCACCAAGCAGGACACAGAUAACACCUGCGUCUAACAUGUGUGGUUCUAUAUCAUCUUCUCUGGCUUCUUGUAUCAUAACACACAACGAUGACCAGCAAUCCCAAGAAGUACCAAACACUCUUGAAAUGUUACAAAGGCGAGCUCAGGAAGUUUUGGAUUCGGCUUCUCAGGGUUUGUUAGCAGGAAAUUUGGCUGAUGAAUUAGCAUUUCGUAAAAGUGGAAAAAUGUCGCCCUAUGAUUCUAAAAACGGCGGACGCAAUGAACCAUUUUUCAAACACAGGUGUAGAUAUUGUGGUAAAGUUUUUGGUAGUGACUCUGCAUUACAAAUUCAUAUACGAUCGCAUACAGGAGAACGGCCAUUUAAAUGCAAUGUGUGCGGUUCUCGCUUUACUACAAAGGGCAACUUAAAAGUGCAUUUCCAAAGACAUACGGCAAAGUUUCCACAUGUGAAGAUGAAUCCAAAUCCAAUACCUGAGCAUUUAGAUAAAUAUCAUCCUCCACUGUUAGCUCAAUUAUCACCGGGCCCAUCACCUACAUUACCUCAUCCGCCACAGUUUCCACCAGUAGGUCAUCCCGCUCAUCACUUUCCUUUAUUUAGACCAGCUUUAGAUUUAUUAAGACCACCGCCACCAGGUUUAUAUACACCGAUUGAACAAGAAGGCCCCGCAGAUCUCAGUAAACCAGCGCCGCCAUCGCCAGUUCCGUCACCCAGGUUAAUAGAACAGCGAGAUGAAAAUUGUAUAAGCCCUAAACAAGAACCAGAUACAGAACGAGAACCAUCACCGCAACAGCGUUAUCCUUCUCCCGUUCCUUACGAUGAAUGUUCAGAAGAUAGCAAAUAUAGCGUUCCACAAGAACAAGAAAUGCCUGCUGAUCUGUCCAGUAAAGCUGCGUCACCACCUAGUAGCGCUUCUUCUAUGGGAGAUCCUACCCGCGACCCUGCUUUAUAUUCCACAUUGCUGCCGCGUCCGGGUAGUAAUGACAACUCAUGGGAAAGUUUGAUAGAAGUAACGAGAACUUCAGAAACUAGCAAAUUACAACGUCUUGUUGAUAAUAUUGAAACAAAACUUACAGACCCUAAUCAGUGUGUAGUAUGUCAUAGGGUACUAUCCUGCAAAAGCGCAUUACAGAUGCAUUAUCGAACACAUACUGGUGAAAGACCAUUCCGUUGUCGAAUUUGUGGACGCGCAUUUACCACAAAAGGUAACCUAAAAACUCACAUGAGUGUUCACAGAAUGAAACCGCCACUGAGAGCUUUGCAUCAGUGUCCAGUGUGUCAUAGAAAAUUUUCGAAUGCUUUAGUUUUGCAGCAGCACAUACGUCUGCAUACAGGCGAGCCUACAGAUCUUACGCCUGAGCAAAUCCGUGCAGCAGAAGUGCGUGAUUUUCCUCCACUUCCUGGUUUUCCUUUAGGCGCUUUCCCAGGCCCUGGUGGUUUUCCACUUGGCUUAAAGCCUUCAGAUAUUGAAGCUAUGCGAGAAGCUAUGAUGACAGAAGAAGACUUUGGCGAUGACGAAGACUACCCAGAUGAAGACGAAGAGAAAAUUAAACCUGAAGCUGUAACAUCUUUAGCUGCUUUGGAAAAUCAAGUACGCACUAUUACUACAAUGGCCUCACAACUAUCUGCGUCUGGAUUGAGUCAAAGUGCAGAAGAUUUAUCAGAAACCAAAUCUCAAGGUGCCUCUAAUACGAGGCCCAAUUCGCCAGUGAGAAGUUUGGAAGCACGCAGUCCAGGAUCUCCUGCACCAAGCGAUAGUUCUCAAGGCGGUGCUUUAGAUUUGACACCUAGAGUAACAGUUCCUUCGCCAGCGUUUCCCAAUUUCUCACUUAUGGCUCCAGGACCUCCACAGAUGAGUUCAGCCUUAUCAUCAUUAACCUCAUCGGUUUUAACAUCGACCGCUUUUAGUCCGCUGGGCAUGGCUGUCGGACCAGGAGCGCGAGGCAAUACGACAUGUAACAUUUGCUACAAGACGUUUGCGUGUAAUUCAGCGUUAGAAAUUCAUUAUCGGAGUCACACGAAGGAGCGUCCCUUCAAAUGUGCGGUCUGCGAUCGAGGAUUCUCCACCAAGGGCAAUAUGAAGCAACACAUGUUAACUCAUAAAAUACGGGAUAUGCCACAACAUAUGUUCGACAAUAAUGUCAAGUCAGAAGAUGGUUCUUCUGAACCUGAGACUCGAUCGCCUUCUCUACCCCCUCAACCAACAGAGCAAACUGUAAUCAAACAAGAAGCUGGCAUCAAGAGGCCUCCGAAUGAUAUUGACUUGCCAUCUCCCAAAAGACCUACAACAAAUAUAGCACCAGUCCCAAUACCGCCUCCGUGCCCGACAUUAGAUCUUUCUCCACCCAGAGGACCGAUGUUAUCAUCACCUGGUAUUCCUGUAAGCGUUCAGCAACACCUUCAACAACAACCUUUACCUCUUCAGCAGCAAUCACCCUUACAUCAAAUGUCAGUGAUGCAUCAGCAACAAUUGACGCCGAUAAAUCAGCAAUUGACGCAACAACAAAUGCAGCAAUCUCAACAACAACAACAAUCACAACCACAAUCCAAUAAACAUUUAUGCGGAGUAUGCAGGAAAAACUUCUCGUCUAGUUCAGCGCUUCAAAUCCAUAUGAGAACACAUACGGGCGAUAAACCUUUUAGGUGCACGGUGUGCCAAAAAGCAUUUACUACAAAGGGAAAUUUGAAGGUUCAUAUGGGCACACAUAUGUGGUCAAACGGAGCUUCGAGACGUGGACGACGUAUGUCUUUAGAACUACCGCCUCGACCACUGCCUCUUAGUCCACAGGACUGAUUUUUACAACGGCGUCCAGAUCUGUUUUAUCCUUAUCUGCCCGCACCUUUUCUGAAUGGCAUGCAACAAAAGCUAAAUGAAAUUUCGGUGAUGCAACAACAAAACGGACCUCCUCAUAAUGGCAUACCAUCUCCUGGUAAAUUUGCCGGUCUUCUCGGUUUCGGACCAUUCCCACCGAUACCACCACCGCCAGUGACAAAACAGGAACCUAUGCAUUCGCAACCCAGUUCACCUCUGAGCGACAAGCCUCCGUCCGGGCACAGUCCGCAGCCAGGUAUGACUCAAUUGGCGCCUGGUGAGCGGGAAGCUAUCAUGAGAGAACUAGGCGAAAGAGAACGCGAACGUGAGACCAUGUUACCUCGUAUGUGGGAUUUGCACUACGAGCGAAAAGCAGCAUCAGACGUUGGCCCGAUGGGCGGUCAAGAAGAUUCUUCACCCAUGGACGUUUCCGCAAGCAGCGUUCCACGAUUGGGGCAGACGCCGCGCGGUGAAGGAUUGGCCGCGUGA